AGAAGGCAGUGGUAGGAGGAAGCCUGAGAGAGAGAGAGAGAGAGAGAGAGAGAGAGAGAGAGAGAGAGAGAGAGAGAGAGAGACAGAUAACUCACUAGACUCCGUUCGGGUGGGUUUCUGAAUCGAAUUUUCUUGAAAGGAAAGCGCACGCAUCCCCACUUAUACGCGCUCUCAACUGCUGCGCGGCUCUAUAGCAACGUGGGUCAUCGCGUUCUUAUUGUCCAGGCUAUUUCACAGGGCGGCUGUUCAGUGAGUUAAUUGUUUUACGCGUUUUUGAAAGAAAAGAAAAAAAGAAUAAAAGCAAGGAGACAAAAUGAGUUGUCCAGUUAGCUGUUGCUUUGCCACGCUCAUCUUGCUUCUGCUGUGGCGGGUGGAACAGAUCGCCGAAGCUUGUAGUUGCGCCCCAAUCCAUCCACAACAGGCUUUUUGCAAUGCAGAUGUAGUUAUCAGGGCGAAGGUGGUUGGAGGAAAAGAAGUGGAUUCUGGGAACGACAUCUAUGGCAAUCCUAUCAAGAGGAUCCAGUAUGAGAUUAAGCAGCUCAAGAUGUUUAAAGGCCCUGAUAAACUCAUCAUGGCGGUGUUCACAGCCCCUUCGUCCGCAGUGUGUGGAGUGACUCUGGAGACCAACGGCAAGAAGGAGUACCUGAUAUCAGGCAAGGCUGAGGGUGAUGAGAAGAUGCAUGUGACCCUCUGUGACUUCAUCAUCCCCUGGGACUCCCUGAGCGCCACCCAGAAGAAGAGCUUGAAUCAGCGCUACCAGAUGGGCUGCGAGUGCAGGAUCUCCCGCUGUCCGUCCAUCCCCUGCACGAUCACAGCCCCGGAUGAGUGCUUGUGGACAGACUGGGUGACGGAGAAGAGCAUCAACGGGCGCCAGGCCAAGCACUACGCCUGCAUCAAGAGGAACGAUGGCUCCUGCGCAUGGUACCGCGGUGUGGCCCCGCCCAAGAAGGAGUUCCUGGAUAUCGAGGACCCCUAGACCGACUCCUCCCCCUGCCAGCUAGCCAUUAGAAAUGCCUGCACAAAAAUAAAUGAAACUAAAAUAAUGAUAAUAUUAAAUAAUGAUAAUAAUGAAAUGUAUAUAAACUGGUCUGGUGUUGACAUUGUUACCCUGUGAAAGGUUGCUGCAGGAAGCUACAGCAACCUGUGAGGGACAAUCCUGUGAGGAGAGCACUUUUAGCCCCAAAAGCGCUUGGAUUUUAAAUUUAUAAUAAUGACUAUGACAAAUGUACAUUUUUUUUGUUUUGUUUUUGUAAAACUACCAAAAAAUGAAUUUGGGUUUUAGCCAGUCAGAAGUGAGCUUUGAAAACUCUGUAGAGGUCAAAUCUCACUGAAUAUCCUGUAGCUCUUGCCCGUGCAGUUUAAACCAAUCAGAUUAAUGGAGAGGCGGGACUUCCCAGAAUAUUCCUGCACAGGUUUCUAGAAAAGAAAGGAAUCGCGUGGUUUUGAGACAGAAUGACAUGACACCAUAUUUUGUUUAUUAUUCUAUUUUGUUUUCCUUUUUAUCCAUGAUUAAGCCCCCAUCAUACACUGGGGAUUUAUCUUUAUACCAGAGCAAUAACACGUUUCCGCAUGAAUUUUCUUGCGGUACAGAUGUAUAGAGCACCAUAUUCAACUAGAAAUUUUGUUAAUGUGGUAUAAACGUGUUAGCGACUUUCCACCAAAACCAAAAGCUGAAAAUGGAUUUGUAUAAUAAAAUAAAAACGUAUCAAUUGCCAACAAGCAUCUGGAUUGACAGACCCCGAUUUUAGCACGCGUGUUGGACUGUCUCCCACAAGGUAACAUUAUGUAGUCGAAGGUUAGUGCUGUGAGACCAGGUGUCUGUCAAUUCAGUGUGAGAUUUGACCUAUAUUUUUUGUUUUAAUUCCAAGCGGUUUCUAAUGUCCCACAUGACCAGUCUAUGCGAUUUCGAUAUAGCAAUCGAACCUGCUUGCUGUUAAACAUCAUAUACUCUUCCCUCUUUACCUCACUGCCUCCUCCCUGUGUGCUGUAUCCUUGUCUGCUGUACAGUUCAUAUGCAUAUAGACUUUUUUUUUUUUUUUUUUUUAAUCUUGGUUAGAUCUAGAUUUGCACUUUUCGCAGAGCUGCUGCAAAAGGACCCUUUGGUCAACAAACAGGGAGGGUUGAAUCCUCUCUUUUUGUUUUGUAAUAGUGUUUGUAUCCUUUUACAUUUAAAAAUUGAGCUAUUUUUCAAUUGCUUUUCUGUUAAGAAAUUGUGUGGUAGCGCUUUAUUUGAAUUGGAAACUGUGUAGCGCUCAUAACUGUGUGCACAAUCCUUCAGAAUGAAUGAUGCAAAAGUAUUAGAAUUGAAAGUUCAGCAUCUCUGAUGCAUUUCUGUGAUUCGUUGCCAUCAACAUUUAUUUGUAAAUCUUGAUCUCCAGUGUGGUGUUUUUCUGAUCUGUGUUCUGGAUCCUUGCCUACCUGGUGUGCUCAUUCUCAAAGUGAUUAUGAAGGAUUGUGAUGUAGUUUUCCAGUGUUAUGUAGCCUUUAUGAAAAGGUUCUGAUUGCUAGUGUCCAAUUGGACAAAAGCGUUACCAACUGUGUUUAUUUUGUACUUUUAAAUGCUAUGUUACGUACUAUAUAGCUUUAUUUUCUUCCAGUAGUGCAUUCUGAAUUAGGUCAGAGCUCUAGGUCACCAUCGCAGUCUUUUCUUUUUUUUUUUUUUUUGGUUCAAGCUCCGAGACAGGAUGUGAAACCAACCCGAAAUAACAAAGGACAUGGAACGUCUCUGCAAAGCAAGACUAGGCAGGACAAACUUGUAUUCCAAGUAACGGUCAGCCCUUCCCGGCCACAGUUGCUGUCACUGUAUGAAAUGUUGUUGUUAAUUUCAAGGUUUGUUUAGUUGAAUUCCAUUGUUGACAGUCUGUCGGAGUGAGGGGGUCUGUCAGAAUGGACAGCCGACUUGCUACAGCCACAGAAUUCCAGGGUUUAUUCUCUGAACCUAAUUUUAAACAGUUUGGUCGGGGUGAUAUUAAUGCCGUGCUUCCUUGUACAAUAAAAAACAAAACCAAAAGGUAAUAGACUCUGGAAUGGUUCUGUAAAUAUCGGGAGUUUCUCUGUCCAUUGAGGUGGUGACCCUGACUCUGCUUUGUUACAGAGUUCUUUUUUUUUUUUAAUUAAUAAUUAUAGCUAAUUAAAAACACUGUGAUUGGGGAA
Messenger RNA from Polyodon spathula (Mississippi paddlefish), 3153 nucleotides. Its product is annotated as metalloproteinase inhibitor 2-like. The coding region runs from base 314 to 976 and encodes 220 amino acids. Lineage: Eukaryota; Metazoa; Chordata; Actinopteri; Acipenseriformes; Polyodontidae. The record is from RefSeq and is a predicted model, not a curated record. Gene Ontology annotation, cellular component: extracellular matrix. The transcript has 5 exons. Gene Ontology annotation, biological process: negative regulation of endopeptidase activity; negative regulation of membrane protein ectodomain proteolysis. Gene Ontology annotation, molecular function: protease binding; metalloendopeptidase inhibitor activity.